Messenger RNA from Plasmodium vivax (malaria parasite P. vivax), 2052 nucleotides. RefSeq names its product phosphatidylglycerophosphate synthase, putative. Bases 1 to 2052 code for a protein of 683 amino acids. The record is from RefSeq and is a predicted model, not a curated record. Gene Ontology annotation, molecular function: CDP-diacylglycerol-glycerol-3-phosphate 3-phosphatidyltransferase activity. The transcript has a single exon. Gene Ontology annotation, cellular component: mitochondrion. NCBI's taxonomy places the organism in Eukaryota, Apicomplexa, Aconoidasida, Haemosporida, Plasmodiidae. Gene Ontology annotation, biological process: cardiolipin biosynthetic process.
AUGACGCUAACGUUCACGAUCCGAGAACCCAAGGCGCGGGUCCUGUUCUCGCCCACGGAGUUCUUCGAGACCCUGAAGAGCAUGUUCAGGAGCUCCAAAAACAGAAUCGUUAUUAGCUGCCUCUACAUAGGCAUCGGCGAGUUGGAGAAGGAGUUAAUAGUAAGCAUAAAGAAUAACAAGCACAUCAAAAAUUUAAGAGUAGAUAUCUUGUUGGAUAAGCAAAGAGGUACAAGACCAGAAGGGAAUCAAAACGAAUCCUCCGUCAGUAUGCUCUCCGAACUGUUCAGCUAUGCAGGAAACAUAAACAUUAGCUUGUUUCAUAACCCCCUACUAGGAGCAGUGCUAUAUAAUAUUAUGCCCCAUAGAGCUAAUGAAGCCAUUGGAGUUAUGCAUAUGAAGGUGUUUAUUGGAGAUGACCGUUUGAUUUUGUCCGGGGCCAACUUAAGUGAUAGCUACCUUCGGAACAGACAAGACAGAUACAUUUUGAUUGAAAAUAAAUUGUUAGCUGACUCUGUUCAUAAAAUUGUGAAUUCCAUUCAGAACAUGUCGUUCAGCGUGAAUGUCGAUUCGAGUGUCCACUGGGGAAGUGACUUGAUCAACCCACUUGUCGACGCGCACACCUUCCGUGAGCAGUACUACAGGCGGAUACAAUUCGUGCUGGGCCACAUCAGGGAGGACAUUUUGCGGCAUACCCAGGGGAGGGGGGAAAGCCAAACACAGGAUGGCCACUCAAGUGGAUGCCGCUUACGUGGAUGCAACUCUCCGGACGGCUGCCCCUCUGCAAGCGAGCGGGAAGACUUCUUCUCCCCCCUGUUCGUCAAGAGCGAAAGUAUCCUGACCGUGGAGCUGGCGCUGCAGAGCGGCUUCGCCGAACCCCCUAUAUACGACGAAAGCAGCAUGCUGGAAAACAUGCUCGAGAAUGUAAAGAAAUAUGACCAGAGUUUAAUUAUAUCAUCAGGGUAUUUGAACUUCCCAGAAAAUCUUUUAAAAUUGUUCAGAAAUAUAUAUGACAACGUGUGCUUUAAAAAGGGAAAAAUACGCUUCAUCACAGCGGCCCCCGCAGCUAACAGCUUUUUUAAGUCCAAAGGAAUUUCCUACUACAUACCCCUUGGCUACACAGUCAGCGCGCACAUGUGCGUUGAAUUCAUCACCAAAAAUAUUGUAAGCAUUUUUAACAAUUUAAAUCGAACAGACCCUUUGAAGAAAAAGGAAAAGGCAUGCACAAAUAUUUAUUUAGAAUAUCACAAGCCGUCCUGGACCUUCCACUCCAAGGGGAUGUGGCUGAUUGAUGAUUCCUUCGAGAGGGGGGCAGUUGGCAGGAUUAGCGGCAACGGCGAGGGCAGCGGCAAUGGCGAGGGCAGCGGCAAUGGCGAGGGCAGCGGCAAUGGCGAGGGCAGCGGCAAUGGCGAGGGCAGCGGCAAUGGCGAGGGCAGCGGCAAUGGCGAGGGCAGCGGCAACGGUGACGGCACCACCCCUGGGGAAGAUCCCCAUGCAGGCAGAAACCCCCAAGUGGAAAAUGUUCCAAGUGGUGUGUGCACUAGCCAAAAUUAUGAACAGUCAGAAAAAAAAAAAAAAAAAUUCCCUUUUGGGAUAGCUAGCUCUCCCCGUUUGUUCAGUAGCGAUCGAAAUUGCCUGAACGGGUCAGCUAAUUUGGAGGGAAAAAAAAAAAAAAAUGUGUGUGCAAAUAUUUUAAAGAGUGAAGAAAUGGGCCAUAAUCAACACGGUGGAGAUAAUCAACACAGUGGCGAUAAUCAACACGGUGAUGAUAACCAGCUUGAUGCCAAUAACGCCUCCGCACAGACCCAAAACCUGGGCGACCUACCCUGGGGAACGGUGAUUGGAAGCUCCAACUACGGCUACCGAGCAACGUACAGAGACUUGGAGAUGAGCUUUGUGAUCAAAACAAACGAUGAAAAUUUGAAGCGCCAGUUCCAGAAGGAGCUGAACAUCAUUUACGAGUCCUCCAAUUUUGUCCACAUGAACGAGUUGAAUUUGAGGUACCCCCGCUGGCUGCGACUGGUGUUCCGGUACCUCGUGCGGUGGUUGCUGUGA